This is a messenger RNA of Chrysochloris asiatica (Cape golden mole), 1575 nucleotides long. It is a transcript of the gene PGM3, whose product is annotated as phosphoglucomutase 3. Lineage: Eukaryota; Metazoa; Chordata; Mammalia; Afrosoricida; Chrysochloridae. Gene Ontology annotation, molecular function: magnesium ion binding; phosphoacetylglucosamine mutase activity. The transcript has 12 exons. The coding region runs from base 1 to 1575 and encodes 524 amino acids. Gene Ontology annotation, biological process: hemopoiesis; carbohydrate metabolic process; UDP-N-acetylglucosamine biosynthetic process. The record is from RefSeq and is a predicted model, not a curated record.
AUGGACUUAGAUGCUAUUACAAAACACUCCACAUCACACGCCAAGCCCAAUGGACUCGUUCUUCAAUACGGGACAGCUGGAUUUCGAACGAAGGCAGAACAUCUUGACCAUAUCAUGUUUCGCAUGGGAUUGUUGGCUGUCCUGAGGUCAAAGCAUACAAAAUCAACGAUAGGAGUCAUGGUAACUGCAUCACACAAUCCUGAGGAAGACAAUGGUGUGAAAUUGGUGGAUCCUUUGGGUGAAAUGUUAGCACCUUCCUGGGAGGAACAUGCUACCUGUUUAGCAAACGUUGAGGAGCAAGAUAUACAGAGAGUGCUGAUUGACAUCAGUGAGAAAGAAGCAGUGAAUUUACAGCAAGAUGCCUUCAUAGUUAUUGGUAGAGAUACCAGGCCCAGCAGUGAGAAACUUUCGCAAUCUGUUAUAGACGGCGUGACUGUUUUGGGAGGUCAGUUCCAUGAUUAUGGCUUGUUAACAACACCCCAGCUGCACUACAUGGUAUACUGUCGAAAUACCAGUGGCCAAUAUGGAAAGGCAACUCUAGAAGAAUACUACCAAAAACACUCAAAGGCUUUUGUGGAGCUUACCAAACAGAUUUCCUGCAGUGGGGAUGAAUACAGAACACUUAAGGUCGACUGUGCAAAUGGUAUAGGGGCCCUGAAGCUAAAAGAAAUGGAAGACUACUUCUCACAGGGGCUGUCAGUUCACCUGUUUAAUGAUGGGACCAGAGGGAAACUCAAUCACUUAUGUGGUGCUGAUUUUGUGAAAAGUCAUCAGAAACCUCCUGAGGGAAUGGAAAUGAAGUCCAAUGAAAGAUGCUGUUCCUUUGAUGGGGAUGCAGACAGAAUUGUUUAUUACUACCAAGAUGCUGAUGGUCAUUUUCAUCUCAUAGAUGGUGACAAAAUAGCAACGCUCAUUAGCAGUUUUCUUAAAGAGCUUCUGUUGGAGAUUGGAGAAAGUUUGAAUAUUGGAGUGAUACAAACUGCAUAUGCAAAUGGAAGUUCAACACGGUAUCUUGAAGAAGUUAUGAAGGUACCUGUCUAUUGUACUAAAACUGGUGUGAAACAUUUGCACCACAAGGCUCAAGAAUUUGACAUUGGAGUUUAUUUUGAAGCAAAUGGGCAUGGCACCGUACUAUUUAGUAAAGCUGCUGAGAUGAAGAUAAGACAACUAGCAAAAGAACUAGAAGAUAACAAAAGGAAAGCUGCUAAGAUUCUUGAAAACAUCAUUGCAAUUUUGGCUCUAAAGGGUUUGACAGUACAACAAUGGGAUGCUCUAUAUAUGGACAUUCCAAACAGACAACUCAAAGUUAAGGUUGCAGAUAGGCAAGUUAUUAGUACCACGGAUGCUGAAAGACAAGCAGUUACACCCCCGGGACUACAGGAGGCAAUCAAUGGCCUGGUGAAGAAGUACAGGCUUUCACGAGCUUUUGUCCGGCCCUCUGGAACCGAAGAUGUAGUACGAGUAUACGCAGAAGCAGAUUCCCAAGAAAAUGCAGAUCGCCUUGCACACGAAGUAAGCUUGGCAGUAUUUCAGCUGGCUGGAGGAAUUGGAGAAAGACCCCAACCAGGUUUCUGA